AUGACUUCUUCACCUCCUACGAGUAGAAAAGAAUCAAGAAGACCUUCCUCUUCCGAUAUCAGGAUAAACACAAGAAAAACUUCUUGUUCUACGCAACCGUCAACUCCAAAUUCUACUGCUGGUAGUUUAUCAAGCAUUCCUGAAUCACAAACAUCGCCAUUAAUUCUAGCUGUUCAAUGUGCCAGAAUUUUAUUGAAGCAACCAAAUAUUAACGAUACAAUACCUAAUUAUGAUGAUAAAAAACCUAUUGAUCUAUCCAGAAAUCAAGAAAUAAUAGAGUUAUUUAAUGCAAAUAAACAAGAAUUUAUUGAGGAAUCAACUUCAUUGUUUCGACAAUAUGUUUCAGAUUCAAACUAUAUAGCAAUACAAAAUUUAUUUCAAAAUCCAAGAGUCAGUGCUUUAAUUGAUAUAAACCUUCAAAAUCCUUCAAAUGGCACAACCUUACUGCAUGAUGCGACCAAAAAAAAAAAUUUGGAGAUGGUCAAAUUUUGCUUAGAUAAUGGUGCAGAUGUAACCGUCAGGGAUCGUAAAGGCAAAACACCAAUUGAUGUUGCUAAAGAUGAUAAAAUUAAAAACUUAUUAAAACAAGUUAAACCAACAAUUGCAUUAGAUAUUUCAACUUCACCAGAUCAUCCACCAAUAUUAAAAGGAUACUUACAUAAAUGGACAAAUUAUGCCGGAGGUUAUAAGAUCAGAUGGUUUGUACUUGAAAAUGCGAUACUGUAUUAUUUUCAAAAUAAAGAUGAUGCAGGUAAUUCGUGUCGUGGCUCAAUUAAUAUGAAAAUAGCAAAAAUUUCUAAAGAUACAUCAGAUACACAAAGUAGUAGAGAUGAAGAUUUAAGGAUUGGACGCAAUUUACACAGGGAUGAUCAAAGCAAUAUAGAGGAAUGUGAAGAAAAUAAUUAUAUGGGUGAACAUUCUAGAUCAUCAUCAAAUGAUUCAAGUGAAAUUGAUAAGUUACCAUACGAAAAUACCUACCAUUUGACUAUAAGUUCAGUUAGAACACAAUUCGAUUUACAAAAUCGAUUAUUUGAAUCUUUAGUUGAUUUAUUAAGGCAGUCUUCCACAGAAAAAGAUUCAAAAGAAUCAAAAGUUAUAGAGGCUUUUGCGAAAUCUUUACAAACAUUACAAGAUUUGUUAAAUGAUACACUUAAAAUGUCAGAAGAAAGAGAUAACUAUUGGCAGAAAAAAUUAGAUAAAGAAUUAGAAGCUAAAAAGUUAUGGGAAGAAAGCAUGGAAGCUUUAGCAAUUGAAAAAACUGAAAUGGAAACAGUAAUACAAAAUAAUGCAAAGGAAGAAAAAAUAAUGAAAAAACAUUUAAAAGCAGCUAUUAUUGCUGAAAGUCUAGUUAACUCACCAACUAGUCCUAAAAUUUCAAACUUAUCAUCAAAUUCUAAAGAACCUGUUUCGCCUAAUAAACCUCAAGAAGAUGGUUUAAUUGAUAAAGAUGCUGAAAAGAAAGAAGAACAACUUUCAUUGGCAGACAUAUAUGAUUCUGAAGAUGAAUUUUACGACGCUUUUGAUGGCGGACCAAUUUUAGAAGGGGUUGAACCAAGCAUCAUUACCAAUCCAACCGAAGAUAAUCUCUCGUCAACUUUUGCAAAAAAUACCUCAUUAUCCAAAGAUGUUCAGCCAACGUAUAUAUCUGAUUCAUACAAUGGGUAUCCCGAUCACGCUAGAACAAAAUUUUCAUUGGAUAAAGGCUUUUCAAAACCUGAAGUUUCAUUAUGGUCAAUAUUGAAAAAUUCUAUUGGCAAAGAUUUAAGUAGGAUCGCUUUACCUGUCUAUUUUAAUGAGCCAACUUCUAUGCUACAGCGUAUGUCUGAAGACAUGGAGUAUAGUGAAUUAUUAGAUCUUGCAGCUAUACAGAAAGGUAGCACUGAGAGAAUUUUAUUUGUUGCUGCCUUUGCUAUGAGCAAUUACUCUAGUACCGUUGGUAGAAUUGCAAAGCCAUUCAAUCCCUUAUUGGUUUGUAUGUAUGUGUCGGAACAAGUCAGCCAUCAUCCACCAAUUAGUGCAUGUUAUUGUGAAUCACCCAAUUAUGAUUUUUUUUCUGAGGUGGACGUAAAAUCAAAAUUUUGGGGGAAAUCAUUUGAGGCAUUACCGCAAGGAAUAUCACAUGCGAGACUAAAAGUUUUAAAGGAAUGCUUUCCUACAUAUACAAACAAGUCAGCUGAAGACUUUCCAGCAAAUGGUAAUCCCAAAGCAUUUUCUGAACAUUAUUCAUGGAAAAAAGUUACAACAUCUGUAAAUAAUUUAAUGAUUGGUAAACCGUGGAUUGACCAUUAUGGUAAUAUGACUAUAACAAAUCAUUUGACAGGAGAUCAGUGUAUUUUAACUUUUAAAGCCAGGGGUUGGAGAGGCAAAGAUGCGUUUGAGAUUAGAGGUGUUGUGAAAGAUAAAGACGACAAAGAAAUUUGGGAGAUUGCAGGCAGAUGGAAUGAAAGGUUGGUUGCAAGAAGAAUAAUUUUAAGUCCUUCGACACAUGAAGAGGAUUUGGGAAGUGAUGCAGCGGCCUCAAAAGCUAAAUUAGUACAUGAAUUGUCACCAACAUUUAAACUCGAAUCACCAAUACAGACAUCACCAAUUUCAACCACCCAACCACAACGAAGACCAAUUGUAUUGUUAUGGGAAAAGCAUCCAGAACUUGAAGAACCUUUACCAUUUAACUUAACACCAUUUGCAAUGACAUUAAAUGAUUUACCCAGUUCAUUGAAAAUAUGGAUAGCACCUACAGAUUCAAGAUUGAGGCCUGAUCAAAGAUCAAUGGAGUUAGGUGAUUAUGAAUCUGCAAGUUUGGAAAAAAACAGAUUAGAGGAGAAACAAAGAGAAAAAAGAAAAUUAAGAGAAGCUGGUUCUAUUCCAGAAUUUCAACCUAGGUGGUUUACUAAAGAAAUUGAAGAGGACACCGGUGAAAAAUAUUGGAAAUUCAAUCAUGAAUAUUGGAAAGAAAGAGAACGUGUUGGUAGAGAAAAGAUUCAAGGCAUUGGAGAUUCUAAAUGGAAUAUUGAUGAUGAUGAUAUUUUUUAG
Messenger RNA from Entrophospora candida, 3030 nucleotides. The record is from the annotation of a GenBank genome assembly. NCBI's taxonomy places the organism in Eukaryota, Fungi, Glomeromycota, Glomeromycetes, Entrophosporales, Entrophosporaceae.